Messenger RNA from Cylicocyclus nassatus, 444 nucleotides. The record is from the annotation of a GenBank genome assembly. NCBI's taxonomy places the organism in Eukaryota, Metazoa, Nematoda, Chromadorea, Rhabditida, Strongylidae.
AUGUCGAUAUUCGUAGCGCAAAGACACUACGAUCAUAUAAUGUCCGCACCAUUUCAAAAGGCUAUUAUGGACCACAAUCGUAAUUUGGGCAGAGACAAGUGGGUGGCAGUGGGACGCGUAUUGACGCCUAACGAGCGUGAGGACUAUGACACUGGAUGUGCCUUAAAAAGACUUAUACUUGCCAAAUUGCGUCAAGAACGUGUCAGUAAUCCCAAGUUACACAUCCCUUUUAUCAUAGUCGACAAACGUAGUCUUCGUCUGCGCAUAGACAAGGAAUAUGUUAUGCUCGACGAUGCUACAGCCCGCUAUGGAAUUGCAGCUGAAGCAGUGACCGAAGAUCGUGCCCGUCAUAAUCGCGUUAAUACACCAACGGACAGGAGGGCCGGAAGUAAACGACCAGGUCCCUCCUUUGAGGGGCCAGGUAAUAAGCUACCCCGUAACUAG